UUCUUUGGCUUGACUGAUUGACAAGGUUUUCACCUGUGGAGUUUUUGUUUUAUAAUUUUAUUAAUUUCGCUGUAACUGUGUUUUAAAUUGAAUAAUUUAUUCACAAAAUAGUUAAAAGAUCCCACAGUCGUUUGCCCUGCGUCUGAAAUUGUUGAUUUAACUAAUCUUCAAAGUUUAACCUAUACGUCUCGUAGGAUAUAAAUAAAACUAAAAUGGCAAAAAGUAAUAUUAAUAAAGACAAGGGAAAAAAUGCCGAUGAAAUUUUCAAUGCCUUCCAAACUUUACGCAACGAACAAAGACAAUUAGCAAAUAAAAUUACUGAAUUGGAGAUGGAUCUGAACGAGCACAAGAUUGUUAUAGAGACUUUACAAGGGGUUGAUAAGUCGCGAAAAUGUUUCCGUAUGGCCGGUGGAGUGCUUAUUGAGAAAACCGUCGGCGAUGUGUUGCCUAUACUCGAAUACAAUAAAGAACGUCUGCCGCAAGCGAUCGAGGCUUUGAACGAGCAAUUGGCGCGUAAAGGGAAAGAAAUCAAUGAAUACAUCGAGACUCACGACAUCCGAGUGCAUCGGGGCCACCAAGCGCCAGAGAGCACUGAAGAACAAGCCACUAAGUCUAAUGUUCUUGUUGCUAGUGAAUGACCGCUAUAGCUUUAAAAACACUAAAUGUCUCGU
This is a messenger RNA of Papilio xuthus (Asian swallowtail), 671 nucleotides long. The record is from RefSeq and is a predicted model, not a curated record. Lineage: Eukaryota; Metazoa; Arthropoda; Insecta; Lepidoptera; Papilionidae.